CGUUCGCCAACGUCACUUCCACCGCAGGGAAAAAACAUGGCGGCUGCCAGUCCGUCAAAUUCGGCGCCUUCACUGCCCAGUAAUCUAAUAAUUAAGACCGAGCCAGAAGAUGAGGAUGCUCUACUGAUAAGCCCGGUGGAUGUGCCGGUUAAGCGGGACCCCGUGGUCCCGCUCAUGGCCCCGGUCAGCGGGCUGCAGCCGCUCGCCUGGUCGCAGGAUCACCGCCUGGCUGUGUGCACCACCAGCUCCAUGUCUCUGAUGGAGCUGGUGUGCGAUGUCCACAGCAACAAACAAGAGCUGACGCUGCACAGGACCUCAAUCCCCGUGCCGACAGAAGCGUUAAAAAUGCGGGUGGGACCAUCUGCAGAGCUGGCUCAAGCGAUGGAGAAGUUCUCUACACAUCCAGACCCCACAGUAAGGCAACUUUUUAUGGCCGACAGAGUGAUAAACCCAUCGAUAGGACUUCACAAAGGAAUAAAAUACGCCAGUUGGUCUCCGUUAGGUUGUGACUCUAGCGGGCGCUGUCUGCUCGCUUGCCUAACACUUGACCACAGACUCACCAUUCACAACAGCCACAAGCGUCUCGAGUGGAACAUGCUAGUUGAUCUCACCAAAAAGUACAGCGAGAGGCUAAAGGAGCGAGGCUACUCCAAAAAAGACAACCAGCCUCCGCAGGCAAACCUGCUGGACUUUGAUGAGCUGCAGCGGCGCUUCCGUAUGCAGACUCCUCUGAGGAUGGAGUGGUCGAGCGUUUAUACGACCAAACAGGCUCAGCCGGACAACACGUGCAAAGACAUGGAGAUGGUCCUCCUCGCCGUCUUAAUGGAAAACGGCGAUGUUGUUUUGUGGAAGUUUGUGUUGCCCUUUUUAGACACUGCAGAUGUUGAGUUUUAUGACAUUGUCGAGUCAGGUGUGACUCGACCCAGCGACUUGGCGUGGUGGGAGUAUGAAAGCGCAGAUCGGCGGAUGAGCGGCUUGAUCGUCGGCAGUGAGGUGGGACCCGUCAAGAUCGUGCCGGUCAGCCUGUCGGGGGUGAAGGGCUACUUCACCCUGCGACACCCGGUCAUCCUCUGGAAGGAGUGCGACGAGAUUGCCGUCGAAAACCUCAAAUGUGUCCCGAUGAUCCACCCGAUCCAAAAGUCCAGCUGCAGCCUCAUCGUUGCCUCACGCGGCUGCUAUGUCUUUUGGUGUUUGCUCAUGAUUUCACCCGCCGGUCUGAAUGUGCACAACUCUCAUGUGGCCGGGCUGCACUCGCUCCCUGUGGUCUCUCUAGCGAUCAGUCAGCAUGGCGUCGCAGUGUACACAUGCUCUGUAGACGGGUGGAUAAAAAAGCUGACGCCCACAUUUACAGAAAACACUUUGAUUUUCAAACAAGAGGACAUGUUGCGACCUGAGAACCUCACAGGGAGGAGGAUACACGGAAUUGCAGUGAGCCACAACGGAGCGUACAUUGCGCUCGCCAGCACACAAGGUAUGGUUGGCGGCUAUCAUCCAGUAAACAGGACCUACCAGGUUCAUUUUGUGACCCUGAAAACGCCAGAAAUGGCAGCAGCACUGCUGCUCAAGUCCCCCACACAGAACUUGUACAAAACGGCCGACCUGCUUGAUCUUGUGAGGUGGCAAAUUUUGAAAAACAAGAGCAUACCUGCGUCGCUGCUGGAAGAGCUCGAUAAAAAGAUCCAGGAAGUAGACUCUCCCUACUUGUGGCGUUUCAAGCUCUUCUUGGUGCGUAUACUUUACCAGUCGCUACAGAUGCCUCCCACAGAUCACCGAUGGAAACCCACAUCCGAGGAGAACAAGGUGUUUGUAAGGGACGAAGAAGAGGAGGAUGGAAAGGAUGGAAAGGAUGGAAAGGAUGGAAAGGAUGGAGAUGACGGAGAUGACGACUCCACACAAGAGAAAGGCGAGCCUGGUGAAGUAAAACAGGAGAAGGAGAAUCAGAAAGAGCAGAUGGAGGAGGUGCAGGCUUGGAUCAAUGCUGUAGAGACCCACAUGAUGAGAGAGAACAUGAAGAAGGUGCUGGGGGUGGUUUACCUCAACACAUGGAUUGCUCAGAACACCAGCAUCCCCACCUGUGGCCUGGUGGAGUACCUCUCCAGAGACUCUAACGACAGAGCUUCAGAGGUCCUGAUUGGCCACAUCAAGAACAAGAUGAACAAGCAGACGUUCUCGGAGCGCUGCAGCCUGUGUAGGCGGGUGCUGCCCUUCUUGGACCACAAACAAGCCAUCUGUAAAAACGGUCACAUGUGGCUCAGGUGUGUGUUGUCAUACCAGGCCUGCCAGACGCUGACGUUCAGACGUUGCCUCCUGCUAGAUUCCAUCGCCAGACUGCCAGAGCCCGAGGAUCCAGAGUGGAUAAAGAAGAUACUGCAGGCGCCCUGCACGCUCUGCGACUCGCCGAUGAUCUAGAGCUGAACGGCGGGAGGAACCUCAGGGCCUUUCCUGCGACGUCCAGGGCUCCCCGCUCUGACGCAGGGUCCACUUAUGUCAGACAUCACUGCUUUGAUUUUAUAUUUCAUGUUUUUGUUACUUUAUAUUGGGUUCUUAAAAGUGCAAAUAAAAGACUUUGAUUAUA
Messenger RNA from Cottoperca gobio, 2575 nucleotides. It is a transcript of the gene gtf3c4, whose product is annotated as general transcription factor IIIC, polypeptide 4. NCBI's taxonomy places the organism in Eukaryota, Metazoa, Chordata, Actinopteri, Perciformes, Bovichtidae. The record is from RefSeq and is a predicted model, not a curated record. Gene Ontology annotation, biological process: transcription initiation at RNA polymerase III promoter. Gene Ontology annotation, molecular function: histone acetyltransferase activity; protein binding. Gene Ontology annotation, cellular component: transcription factor TFIIIC complex.